CCAACUCUCUCGAGAGAUUCUCUCCUCUUUCCUUUUCCUCUUCAGAGACAGCCAUCGCUGUAGUAGUAAUAAAAAGCACCUAAAAAGGACAAACCCUUAACUCAAACUUCUUCGCUCCAACGAAAAUUCCCAGACGUUUCCCGGAAACUUCAUUUAUUCUCACUCAAUAUAAGUUUUUCUUUCUCUUGGGAACCAAACGGGUUGGUGUAUGUUGGUUUCUUGGUGAAGAUGCAAACGAGGUUCACGGAGAGAUCGACUAGUAUGGCGAGAGAGAAGAGAGGUCUGGAUUCCAGUUCUGGUGACGAAGGCCAGCCUGAUAGAAAACGACCGGCCUUAGCUAGUGUAAUUGUUGAAGCUCUCAAGGUGGAUAGUCUGCAGAAACUUUGCUCAUCUUUGGAGCCUAUCCUUCGGAGAGUUGUUAGUGAGGAAGUGGAGCGUGCUUUAGCAAAAUUAGGCCCUACCAAACUUACCGGAAGGUCUUCUCCUAAAUGUAUAGGAGGGCCUGACGGGAAAAACUUGCAGCUGCACUUCAGGUCCAGGUUGUCCCUCCCUCUCUUUACUGGUGGGAAAGUAGAAGGGGAACAGGGUGCUGCAAUCCUCAUUGUGUUGAUUGAUGCAAACACAGGCCAUGUUGUCACAUCAGGUCCUGAAUCUGCAGUGAAACUCGAUGUCAUUGUUCUUGAAGGUGAUUUUAAUAAUGAAGAUGAUGAUAACUGGACUCAAGAAGAAUUUGAGUCUCAUGUAGUUAAGGAGCGUGAGGGCAAGAGGCCACUUCUAACUGGGGAUCUGCAAGUGACAUUAAAAGACGGUGUAGGAACUCUAGGUGAGCUGACGUUUACUGACAACUCAAGUUGGAUAAGAAGCAGGAAGUUUAGGCUGGGUUUGAAGGUUGCCUCAGGAUGUUGUGAAGGGAUUCGUAUUCGUGAAGCAAAAACUGAUGCCUUCACUGUCAAAGAUCAUCGAGGAGAAUUAUACAAGAAACACUAUCCGCCUGCACUAACUGAUGAGGUUUGGAGAUUGGAGAAGAUUGGCAAGGAUGGAUCUUUCCACAAGAGGCUGAACAAGUCUGGGAUAUUUACUGUUGAAGACUUCUUAAGACUUGUGGUUAGAGACUCUCAGAGAUUGCGGAAUAUUCUUGGAAGUGGCAUGUCGAAUAAGAUGUGGGAUGUUCUGGUAGAGCAUGCAAAGACAUGUGUUCUGAGUGGGAAACUUUAUGUGUACUAUCCUGAUGAUGCAAAGAAUGUUGGUGUUGUUUUCAACAAUAUAUAUGAGUUAAGUGGCUUAAUUGCAAAUGGAGAGUACUACUCAGCAGACUCUCUUUCUGAUGACCAGAAGGUUUAUGUGGAUGAAUUGGUGAAGAAGGCAUAUGAAAAUUGGAUGCAUGUUAUAGAGUAUGAUGGCAAAACACUUCUAGACUUCAAGCAGAAUCAGAACAUUGCUUCUUCCCAAUCUGACCUGCCUGCUGGUCAACAAGAUUUUUUGAGCUCUUAUGAGCAUCAGGUUACGUUGCCUACUCUAUCAGUUCCAGUGCCUACAGAGCAGCCUUCUAUGGACUCAGGUCCAUCUGUUGGAGGUUACAAUGAUAGUAUGGCUGCAAGAUUCUCAUUGCAAUCACAUAAUGGAAAUCCAAACACGCCUUUUCAAUUUGAUGCCACUUCAUUACCUCUACAAAAUCCUCUUGUCAGUACCUCACAGCAUGCCCAAUUUCAAAGAAGUGACAAUUUGCUGGCGCUUGCUCCACCACAUUCAUCAACAUCAAGCUUCCAAGGUGUCUGUACACCAAACCUUACUUCUUACAGGGGAGCUGAGGAUUUCUUCCAAGAGGAGGAGAUUCGAAUGAGAAGUCAUGAGAUGCUUGAAAAUGAAGAUAUGCAGCAACUUCUCCAUAUCUUCAACAUGGGAAGCCAGGGCCUUUCUUCCUUCAAUGUAAAUGAAGAUGGGUACCCUUACUCAUCAGCAUACAUGCCAGCCCCAUCUCCAAACUACAGCUUCGCCGACGAUCACUCUCGUUCAUCAGGCAAAGCUGUCAUUGGAUGGCUGAAGCUCAAGGCAGCCCUUAGAUGGGGCAUCUUUAUCAGGAAAAAGGCUGCUGAGAGGAGGGCACAGCUCAUAGAGUUAGAUGAUCCUUAAAUGAGCAAUAAUUGACAUGCUUAGGUGUUUGCAGGCUUCCUCCUUUUCCAGCCAAAUUUCGCAUCCAACUCAAUUAGAGUCAUGGUUUGGGACUUGCCUAGCUGGCUAGAGUUUAUUGAAGGUCCUGCUGUUCUUGGAUUAUAAUCCUUGAAUUUGGGGACACCUCUUUUUAUACAGUUGAUCACUGUACAGUAAGCUUUCUUAGUUGCCUUGGCUACAACAUUCCUCAUUGUGAACUUGGAAAAUCAACUGGGUUCAAAUGGUGGGUAUUUUGUAGAGAUUUCUAAUAUUCAGUGGAUCUGACGCUGAAAAACUUAGCAGUGUGUUUAAAUUAGGAAGUGGAUAGGAUAGAAAAUCUAAGGCUAAUUUUAUCCAGAUAUAAUUAGCUAGUGUUUUUUCUUUUUCAUCUUUGAUUGCUAUUUUUCUCGUGUAUCGAGUCCCUACAUAAAUGAACACCUUGUAUUUAUGUCUCCUUUGUAAAAUUAAAAUAAUUGUUGGAUUUGGGAAUGUAUUGCCCAGUUGAACGGUUCUAUUA
Hevea brasiliensis (rubber tree) is the source of this 2665-nucleotide messenger RNA. RefSeq names its product calmodulin-binding protein 60 B. Gene Ontology annotation, molecular function: calmodulin binding; sequence-specific DNA binding; DNA-binding transcription factor activity. The record is from RefSeq and is a predicted model, not a curated record. Lineage: Eukaryota; Viridiplantae; Streptophyta; Magnoliopsida; Malpighiales; Euphorbiaceae. The transcript is spliced from 9 exons. Gene Ontology annotation, biological process: regulation of salicylic acid biosynthetic process. Gene Ontology annotation, cellular component: nucleus. The coding region runs from base 229 to 2130 and encodes 633 amino acids.